Messenger RNA from Mytilus trossulus (common blue mussel), 1447 nucleotides. Its product is annotated as vesicle transport through interaction with t-SNAREs homolog 1A-like. Lineage: Eukaryota; Metazoa; Mollusca; Bivalvia; Mytilida; Mytilidae. Gene Ontology annotation, molecular function: SNAP receptor activity; SNARE binding. Gene Ontology annotation, cellular component: late endosome membrane; Golgi apparatus; SNARE complex. The record is from RefSeq and is a predicted model, not a curated record. The transcript has 8 exons. Bases 55 to 705 code for a protein of 216 amino acids. Gene Ontology annotation, biological process: intracellular protein transport; vesicle fusion with Golgi apparatus; intra-Golgi vesicle-mediated transport.
AAAAGACGGAAACGGAAGUAAAAUGUUAAGAGCCGGAAUGGUUGCGGACUGAAUAUGGCUUCAUUGAUUGAAACCUAUGAACAACAAUAUGCCACAUUAACAGCAGAAAUAACCCAUAAUAUAAACAAUAUUUCAAGCACAAGAGGAGCAGAAAAACAGAAAUAUGUCAGACAGGUUGAAAAGUUGUUUGAUGAAGCUAAGGAAUUGUUGGAACAGAUGGAUCUGGAAGUGAAAGACUUAACAACAGACAGACAAAAGUACAGAACAAGAGUCAAAAGUUACCAAGUGGAACUUACCAAGCUAGAAACUGAUGUGAGAAGAGCUAAGUUGGGUAUAGAUAGCAGUAGAGAUGAAUUAUUAGGUGAUGAUACACAUGACUCAGAGGAUCAGAGAAGGAGAUUGCUUGACAACACAGAGAUGUUAGACAGAGCUACCAGAAGAAUAGAACAUGGAUAUAAAGUUACUCUAGAAACAGAACAAAUUGGUGCUCAGGUUAUAGAAGAUCUUUCUAAUCAGAGGGAAAGUAUACAGAGAUCAAGGAGCAGGUUAGGUGAAAUGAAUGCAAACUUGGGUAAAAGUUCACGACUUCUCUCAGGCAUGAUGAAAAGAAUUAUACAGAACAGAAUUCUCUUGCUUGGUAUUGGUCUUAUAUUACUUAUUGUCAUAGUGGUAGCAAUAUAUUUUAUGGUGCGAGACAAUUCCUGACAGGAACAAGAACUGUAUAAUCAAAUUUUACAAGAUGAAAGUCACAACAAAGGUGUUUAGAACAUAGUGAUGGGUAAAACUUAAUUUGGUGAUACAUGUAGUAGAUUGUUAUUAAGGCUUUAAAAGUUGGUACAUAACACAACAGGGAGAUAACUCUGUAAAAAUCAGCAGAACAUUUUAAUCGCAUUUUAUUGUUAUUGGGGAAUAUUAAGCUUCUCAAUAAUCAAAAUUAGAGUUGAUAAAAUUGCUAUAUACCCUAUGAAAUUUUCCCCAUAAAGUGUGUGAUUUAAUUCUUUUUUCGAUUUUUUUUUUGAAAAGUCAAAGUUGAUAUUUUGUCAAAAUUUAAUUAAAAUCAAUGAUCAAAUGAACCAAAUUAAUUUUAGUUUGGUACCACCUUAACCAUUUAUUCAGAUGUAAGGUAUAUAACAUGUUAUUGGAUGGCCAGUGUUUGGAUAAGACAUACUUAGAUAAUGAAAAGGAUUCUUUAGAUUUUAAAUUGACUUCAGGUAAAAGCUGCAUUUGUUUCUUAAUCUGAAAAUUAACAGUCAUAAGUGCAUAACACUACUGGGUGCAACCCCCAACAACUAUAUUCAGCUGCCUUGAUAUUUGAUCAAUGUAGCAGCACUCUUUUAUCUCCUUUUAGCCCCUCUUUGCAUUUCUAUAUGUAACAGUGUCUAGCUAUUUGAUUGAUGAAGCAACACAAUUUUACUUUCAGUCCAUUUCUUUCCAUUUAUAAAAUAUG